UGACAUACCUUUCCCUUCCCUAAAAGCAGCUGAGAAUCUAUUUAUAACCCUUUCCCUGGCCAGCCGAGUGAAAUCACCCCAGCUAUAAAUGCCCCUCAAUCCACUCUCCCCACAGUAGAGAUAAGGUCUCCCUCCUCCCAAAAAAAUUCCAAAAGGAGAAAUUGACGUCAACCCUUCAUCCCCACUCCCUACCUCCAACGGGCUAGGCCAAGUGCCUGAGGGCAGAACACCCGAGCACUUCAGACUUUGGUGUUGGGGACUGGGGGAUCAGUUAGAUAGAUUUUCAUGGUAACCCCCUGACUUGGGGUAGAGUAGGUAGGGUGUAAUGUGCUGGUGAGGUCAAGAUGAGCUCAAGCAGCAGCGGCAGCGACAGAAGUUCACAUCUUGCAUUUGGCCACGAGUUCACUGACCUGGAGGUGAGAGCUGGUCGGGUGCUACCCCCCAUGGUACUGGAGGGCCUUCUGGGCUCUGAUGAUGAGGAACAGGAAGACCCCACCGAUUACUGCAGGGGUGGUUACUACCCAGUGAAGAUUGGAGACCUGUUCAAUGGACGAUACCACGUGGUUCGAAAGCUGGGGUGGGGCCACUUCUCUACAGUCUGGCUCUGCUGGGAUAUCCAGCGGAAGCGGUUUGUGGCCCUGAAGGUGGUGAAGAGUGCUGUCCAUUAUACUGAGACUGCCGUGGAUGAGAUCAAACUGCUCAAAUGCGUCCGGGACAGCGAUCCCAGUGACCCCAAAAGAGAGACUGUCGUGCAGCUCAUCGAUGACUUCAGAAUCUCAGGGAUCAAUGGUGUCCAUGUGUGCAUGGUAUUGGAGGUUCUGGGCCACCAGCUCCUCAAAUGGAUCAUCAAAUCUAACUACCAGGGCCUGCCUCUCCCCUGUGUGAAGAACAUCAUGCGGCAGGUGCUGCAGGGCCUGGAUUAUCUCCACACCAAAUGUAAGAUUAUCCACACUGACAUCAAGCCGGAGAACAUUCUUCUGUGUGUGGGUGAGGUCUACAUCCGAAGGCUGGCAGCAGAGGCCACACUGUGGCAGCAGUCAGGGGCCCCACCUCUUUCUGGCAACACUGUGAGCUCUGCACCCCAGCAGAUCAUGAAUGGCAAGCUCUCUAAGAACAAGAAGAAGAAGAUGAGACGCAAGCAGAAACGGCAGAAACAGCUCCUGGAAGAACGCCUUCGGGACCUGCAGCGCCUGGAGGACCUGGAGGGUGAGAGGGGCCUGGAAGGCCUGCUGGCUCCACCACCCCAGCCCCCUGACGUGGACUCAGACGAAGCUGUAGGGGCCACAUGCACCAACUCACAGCUGGGCGAAAGCAGCGGGACCACCCUUGCCGAGGCCUCGGGGGGCAGCUUGGCAUGCAGUCCCCAGAGCCUGACCUCCUCUUCAGGCUGUCAUCCAUGGGGAGGUGGAGGGGCCUCCCCAGCCUCUUCCUCACCACCUCAGGGACAACACACAGGCAACCGAGGCUUCAGCCCUGACUCGCAGACUUCUGGAUUUUCGGGGUCCCUCUUCUCCCCUACCUCGGGCUCCACCCUUUCAGGCUUUUCAAACCGUCGGGAGAAGGGGAGACUUUGCUCCCUCAGCAGAACAUUCAAUGCCUCAGACUUCCUGGUGAACCCUCUGGAACCACAGAAUGCAGACAAGAUCAAGAUUAAAAUCGCUGAUCUCGGCAAUGCGUGCUGGGUGCACAAGCACUUUACUGAGGACAUCCAGACCAGACAGUACCGGGCAAUCGAGGUGCUCAUUGGAGCUGAGUAUGGCACACCUGCCGAUAUCUGGAGUACUGCCUGCAUGGCUUUUGAGUUGGCCACGGGAGACUAUCUGUUUGAGCCACACUCUGGAGAAACCUACACUCGAGAUGAAGAUCACAUUGCCCACAUUGUGGAACUCCUUGGAGACAUCCCUCCAGCCUUUGCCCUCUCUGGCCGCUAUUCACGGGAAUACUUCACUAGACGAGGUGAGCUCCGUCACAUUAAAAAUCUCAAGCACUGGGGUCUGUAUGAAGUCCUCAUGGAAAAGUAUGAGUGGUCACUGGAGCAGGCAACACAGUUCACAGACUUUCUGCUGCCCAUGAUGGAGUAUAUCCCCGAAAGGCGGGCCACUGCUGCCCAGUGCCUCCAGCACCCCUGGCUUAACUCCUAAGCCUAACUCCUCCUGUUCUCCCUGCCCUAGUUUGCUGUGGUAGAGGGUGGCCUGCUUUUGAAAUGUGCCUGGGGACCAUGCCAGAUGGGGGAGACCAUCUCAAGAGGUCAGGGCACCACUUCAAGUGAGUUCAGCCCCAGCCCCCAGGCACCAGGAUCACACAAUCGGCACCUGUGCCACUGGGAGGGGCAUCUAAAGCUGACCCCAGUCCCCCCAUGUCUCAGAACCUUGGUGCACCCUCCUUUCAGGCCCAUAGAUAGUGUGCUAAGUCAUGCUGGAUCGGUUUAACCAGCAGUGUUUCUGGAGAAAGAUUUAGAGUUGUUUUCCAACCUGUUUCCCUCCUUUCUGAUCCCAAUUUUCAG
Vombatus ursinus (common wombat) is the source of this 2503-nucleotide messenger RNA. RefSeq names its product SRSF protein kinase 3 (gene SRPK3). The coding region runs from base 345 to 2141 and encodes 598 amino acids. The transcript has 15 exons. Gene Ontology annotation, biological process: spliceosomal complex assembly; regulation of mRNA processing; protein phosphorylation. Gene Ontology annotation, molecular function: ATP binding; protein kinase activity. NCBI's taxonomy places the organism in Eukaryota, Metazoa, Chordata, Mammalia, Diprotodontia, Vombatidae. The record is from RefSeq and is a predicted model, not a curated record.